Dendroctonus ponderosae (mountain pine beetle) is the source of this 869-nucleotide messenger RNA. RefSeq lists its product as uncharacterized. Bases 66 to 770 code for a protein of 234 amino acids. The record is from RefSeq and is a predicted model, not a curated record. The transcript is spliced from 2 exons. Lineage: Eukaryota; Metazoa; Arthropoda; Insecta; Coleoptera; Curculionidae.
UGGAACCCGAAUUCAUUUUUUGCCAUCUGUGUACGUUCGCUUGCAGCCAGUGAAACUAAAUCAAGAUGAAAAUCUUCGCAGCUUUCUUCGUCGCUCUUUUGGCUGUUCAUGCCAGUACCCAAUCACCUGUAAGUGCUGAUGACAGCAGUACCAAGCAAACAGUUGUUGAAAUCCUCAACGAACUACUCAAAGUGUCCGCUGUACUUCUGGAAGAUGCCAAUACCUACGUGAAUGACCUCAAAGAAAACGAGCAAGUAAUUGCGGAUAAAUUGGCUUCCCUUAUUGCCAAGGAACUUGAAGACGUAAAUGGUAUCCUUGUGUCACUUGUGGAUGAAUUAAAAGACGGUGCCACCGAUGACGGAAAAUUCGUUCUUGGCUGCAUCGAUGCCGAGCAAUCAAAAGUCGACGCUGCUGUAGCAAAAACAAUCCAAAUCAUAGCCGAUAACGUCCUUUCAGAGGUUCCACUGAUUACUGACUUGUUGGAUGUUAUUUUGCGUCAAGCUAGUGAACUCCAAGAAGACGUUAAAUUGCAGACCGACAGUUUGGAUACCUGUGAUUCUGAAGAUUCCGAAUGCUUCAAAACUUUCGCCACCGGAGCUGUUAAAAUUGCCCAACAAAUCGCCAGUAACAUUGCAGAAGACUAUGACAUCCUUGUUACCGUCACCCAGUCAAUUAUCGGCGAUGUUGAAUCUUGGGAUAUUCGUGGAAUUCUUCGUGAAGACACGCAAGCCAUCUUCAAUGAGGUUGUUGAGUGCAUUUACAGCAAAUAAGUAUUCGUUUUAAGAAUAGUAUUGUUAAUGUAAAUAUUGUAUUCAAUUUGAAAUCAAUAGCUAAAUAUUUCAGUAUCAAUAGAGUGCUUCUUUUAGUGA